This is a messenger RNA of Drosophila hydei, 1999 nucleotides long. Its product is annotated as coiled-coil domain-containing protein 149. The transcript has 6 exons. The record is from RefSeq and is a predicted model, not a curated record. Lineage: Eukaryota; Metazoa; Arthropoda; Insecta; Diptera; Drosophilidae. The coding region runs from base 218 to 1858 and encodes 546 amino acids.
UAAGCAACACUAACAUUCAAAUUUUGUGAAUUGCGCAGCCGCAAAUAAAAUUGAUUAAUUUUCUAUGGACUAACAGCAUAUAAAGAAAUUGCUGAACUUAAAAGCGAGCGGAGCACGUUGACAGCUUUGUAUACAAUAUUUACAUUAUUGAAUUAAAAAUUAAAAAUCAAAUCAAUGCAUAACUAACGGCUGUUCAUGUCAAACACAACGAGCUUAAAUGUAUUUAAGAGGAACAUAUGGAGACAUGGACACAGACGAUGGACAGAGCAAUGCUAGUAAUAGCAAUAGCAACACCAACAUUGUCAAUGUCAAUCAAUACGACUAUAUGUUUGGCAAGCAUAUGGAAAACUAUAAUGUGGAGACGUCAGCGGUGCAUCGGAAGCUUCAGAGUAAAAUUGAAGCAUUGCGCAUUUUGCGCCAGGAGCUGGAACAGUUUCGCGUCGAACGUGAUCAGUACAAAUUGAUGGCUGAGACGCUGCAGUUGCGUUACUCAGCCAUGAAGCGAAAUAGUGAACUGUUAGCCGGGAAUGGCAAUGCGUGCGGCGCCUUAAGUCACAAUUCGAGUCUUGCAGCGCUGCUGCACGAGACGCGCGAAUUGAAUCUCAAGCUAAACACCGAGGUGGAGGCGCUGAAGCAGCGACUAAGCGAACUGCAGGGCGACAUGGAGCUGUUACGUGAGAGGGAGUCCAAUAGCAAAUCCCGAUUGCAGACUCUGCUGAACGAACACGCGGCUCACAACAAGGAGGGGCUGCAAUGGAAACGGGAGCGCGCAAAUUUCAUUUGCCAUCUGGAGAAUCUGAAAAAGAAGAACGCACAAUUAGCAUAUGAUCUCAAGGGUAUUAUUGAUGAGAAGGAAGAACUAAUAACGGAGCGGGAUGCUUACAAGUGCAAGGCGCACAGGCUUAACCAUGAACUCUUGGUGGCCCUUAAGGCCAAUAAAAUGCAUCCAAAGUUGCUCGACAUUGAUGGCGUGCUGCUAGAGAACAAGUACCUACACGAACGUGUGAAGAUUCAGGAGAGCGAGCUCGAACUGACUAAGCAGUCAGUCAGCAAAUAUAAGACCAUGCUGGAGGCCAAACGUAAAAAGGGCAUCGUGAAGCUCGGUGGCAGCACAAAUGAUGAAACCAUAUUGAGUCCUCGGCAAGUUAAAACUAUACUGGAGAGCGGCAUUGAUUUGCCUGGCAAAACAGAGACCAUACACGAUCUGAAAUCCUUGUGCUUGGCGCUGUUGGAUAACCUGAACGAUAAAAACUUGGCAUUGACGCACCAGAAGCGCACCAACAAAAUACUCGCUAGCAAAAUGGCAGAGCUAGAACAACGGUGGCAGCAACUGCUUAGCGGAGACUCCGAGAAUACCACAUUGGAGGAUGUGAACGAGGAGGAGGAAGAGGAACUGGGCUAUGCGCCAUCGCAGCUGCUGCUCAAUGGCUAUUGUGCAGCCAUGGUCGAUGAUGUGGGUCCUGAUGAAACGGAAACAACAGCAGUCAAAACAGCUGAAACCACAAACACACAUUUAUCCGAGCCAUAUGAUACGAGGUCAGCGGGAGUGCUACAGUCUGAUGAUGGCAUGUCCUCGCUAUCCUCAGAGUCGGCCGACUCCUCUGUUUAUGGCAUAGACGUACGACUGAAUGAGCUAGCGAUCAAUACAUAUAAAUCGACGUCGCCAACAACAGAUUCCGGCAAUUAUAAUGGCACACCGCGCGUGUCCAGCGCUGUCGUUAGAGAACGUAAGGAGGAUCUCAAAGAUUUGCCUCCACAUUUGGCUGAUUUAGUGCAGAAAGCACUUAACGAAUUGGAUAUGAGGGACUACGAGGCGAUGGUCACAAUACGCGCUGAGAACGCUGCAAAAAUGCAUUAGUUGUAAACUAGUUGAAUGUUAUGUGUAAUGCUUUCAUGCAUACCUAUUCAUAAUAAGCAUAUCGUGCUUAUGCCGUUAUAUACAAAACGAAUUAUAAACUACAUAUAUUUAUCUAUUGUUUACAGCGUACAAUAAACAAAU